UUAAUGGUUUCAUCAACGCAGGGAGCGGAGGGAUAUGACGCUGUGGGAGGAGUUGCGUGCCGUGCGCAGAGACGAAGGGGAUCCGGCAGAGGCUGCUAGAGGGAGAGGGAGAGUCGGGGGGCAGCAGAAGAGACGGAGCAGGGAGGGAGCAAAGGACGGCGAGCCGAAAGGACCCCCCACCCAGGCGCGAGGGGGACGGGAGCGCAACGCGAGCCCGCCUGCCGGCCUCCCUCCCUGCGGCCGGACCCUGCCAGCCAGCCAGCCACCCCUCCCCCAUCCUUACUCACCUCACCGCUUCGGCCAAUCAGCUGUGGGGGGGCCGCGACGAUAGCGGAGGGUACCAGCUUCGCAGCCAAUCAGCGUCAGGGGCUCGCGGGGCCGCUUGCCGCGAGCCUGGACGAAGGCGAAAAGGUGGGGUGAGUUGAAAAGCACCCUCAACGGCCGGCGCUCUUAAAGGUACAGCUUGGGGGGGCCGCAAGAAGAGGGGGCACUUCUAGCCGGAGGACAACAACCCCCACCCCAAACCGUCAGCUCCUGUCAAUGGAUUUAAAGGGAGCUCGGCCCUCUUAAAGGGGAGUUCAUCUCGGGCCCUCAUUGUGGCUAAGAGGGAGGGGUGGCCCUUAAAGGUGAAAUUUGGGUUUCUCCGGAGGACCUUGAACGCUGGAUCCUUAAAGGGCAGUGCAAACUGACAAGGAGGAAAAAGAAAUGUUUGGAGGGCUUUUAAUUCCUGUUGCUGAGAGAGUCGAUGUCUGACAAGGGAGAACUUUAAAUCCACAUUCUUAAAGGGGAGGCCAUGCUUUGGCAGGAAAUGUGUGGCGGACUCAAAAUCGAACACUCUUAAAGGGGAAAUUGAGACACAGAGAUCCGGACCCUUAAAGGCAAGGUCACACCCUGUGGGAGGAAUCCGGGAGGCCUCUUCUUCACGGACGGAGGUUCGCGAGGAGGAGGAGGAGGAGGAAGAAGGUGUCGCUUCCCGGGAAAGCAGAAGAGGAAGAAGAGAUGGCCCCGCGGAGCCGCGUCCCUCGCGGGGAGCCCUCGGCCGAGCGGAGGAAGUGAGUUGCCCUUUGGGCGGAAGCCGCUUGCCAUUGUUGGCAGGAGCCACCUCCGCAGUCUUAAAGGGGAGGCUGCCCAGGCUGGCAGCUGCUUCGGGGGGCGAACCCCGAAUUCCCCUGAGGGAAAGUCGAAAGUGACAGUUUCGCGGUUCGUCUUCGGAAAAAAACCACACAGAUAGGCACUUAAAGCAAAGGCUUCCUUCAACCUGCAAGAAAGUUGCCAUGCGCUGAGGUUUAUUUUAAAAUUGGGUUUAGCAAACAAACAUAUAUAUAUAUACAUACAUAUAUAUUUAAAGGCACACUGUGUCGCAGUUGGAGGGAUGUAAAACCCUUGUCCAAGGCGAGGUUGUUUUGACAGAUUUCCUUCCCCACCCAAACAGGAGGCUCCAUGUUAGAGAGAAGAUCUCUGUGCGCUGGCAGGGGCUGAUUUUGUGUAAAGGAAGAAAAAGUUAUUGGAUCACCUUCCACUUUUUAGAGUUCUAUGUUGAAAGUAUUUAAUUCUUUUUAAUUUAACGGUCUUGCCUUUAAGACAAAGACCAAAAACAAACAGAAAAAAAGCUGCCAUCCCUGUCACCUGAGAGGGAAUUAAACUUGAAUGAAAGGAGAGUUGCUUUGACUUUCCCAGAGCAAAGAGGAUCCUCUUGUGUUGAGUGGGCUCUCUAAAUGUAAAUCAAGGAAAGGUUGCUGACAACUGUAAGGUGUAAACGACAAGGAUUUUUUGUUUUGGCCACAAAAUACAAAAACCCAUUUUUAGGGAAAAGAAGAGGGGAGCCUCGUUCUUGCUUUUCCAAGUGGCAUCUGCGGAAGAACAAGGGCUCAGUUGAGAGCAGCUGCAAUGCAACUGGCUGGGGAAGGGUGAAGAGUGCCCCCCCACCUCCUUGUGUGUCUGCAGUAUCCACAGGACACAACACGACACAUUCUCUGUACCUCAAGGGGGGAACCAUGGAAGGAACAGCGGCAGCUCCUGCCCCAUGCUGGAGUGGGGGAGGAGGCAGCAGUAGCCGAACACGGAGGCAGCGGCGUUGCUCACGGCGGGACCGUGAGAGCCGCUGCACUCGCCGCCGGGGAGGCCGUCCUGGGGAUGGAUCUCGUCGUGGCCUCUCGUCUUCAUCUUCAGGAUCGGACAGUGAAGGCCCCUCCCCGCCUGCUCCUGUGGCACCUGGAAAAGGCCGCUCCCUGCAGCAGCAGCAGCGUCGAAGGCGGCGGCCCCUCCGGCGGCGGAAGAGACCCUCCGGAUCGUCCUGCAGCCGCGAUGAGGAGGAGGAGGAAGAGGAGGAGGAGGAUCUCAUUGAUGGCUUUGCCAUUGCCAGCUUUGUCAGCCUUGAGGCACUUGAGAAGGAUGCUACCUUGAAGACCCCGGAGCGGCUGGAGCUUCGGAUGAAGCAUUCUGGAAAGAGAAAACGGGGAGAGGGGAACAACUCUGAGCCUGAGGAUGAGGAUGGGAGCUCGGAGAAGGGUCGCAGCCGGGAGAGAGCAGUGAGGAAACGUACCAAGAAGCGGCACAAAGAGCCUUCUCUCCAAUCCUACCUGGAAACUGGAUAUAUAUGUGAUACAGAAAGUGACCCAGAGGAGCAGGCCUCCGUUGAUGACCUCGAACAGUCAUUCACUGUCUCAACCAGCAAAGCAGCCUCGGGACCCAUUGGUGCAUUAAACGGGAGCUGUGAAGCCAAACUCUCUGUGAUCCCUAAAGUCUCUGGCCUGGAGCGGAGCCAGGAGCGUAAUUAUGAGGCCGACCGGGACCCCUUGCUAGUGCCUUUCCUGCCCAAGGAGCCCCCUUCUCAGGCAGCCGCAGCCCCCGCUCCAGCUCAGGCCUUGCCCCCCAGUCCUCCCGCCCCGCCUCCCACCAGGACAAGGGCUCAGACGCCUAAUGCUGUUCGCGGGACACCCCAACCCAAAGGCCAGCUGCCUCCGAUGCCUCAGGGGGGAGCCGUCCCCCACAACCUCACCCAGAGCCAGCUGCACAUGAAGGUACCGCCCUUUGCCAGUCAGACGCAAGCACCAUACGCUGUAGGGCUGGAUCUCAGCACCGGAGGGUGCAGCCGCGGCGCAGCUCACCCCAAGCCCAUUCUCCCUCCGUGCUCCCCCUCUUCCUCUCAGCUCCCUCACCGGCCCUCCACCCCCUCGCUGGCCCUGCCUCCCCACGCCUUUCCGCCCACCCUUCGGCCGCCUUCCCACCACCACCCAGGCAUGUUCACCCCCUCGCCUGGCCUCCCACCGCCACCCCCGCUGCUUCAAGUUGCCGGGCACCCAGCUGCAGCCGCUGCCAUAUCUGAACAAGAACUAAUCCGCCAAGACCUGAGUUCGCGCUUCCUCACGGCCCAAGGCGGCGCCGACAUGGGGGCUGCCGCCAUCCGCCCGCUGGCCUUCCAGUUCCACCAACACAACCACCAGCACCAGCACACCCACCAGCACACCCACCAGCACUUCACCCCUUUCCCACCAGGCAUGGUGCCCACAGCCAGUCCAGCCAUGUAUGAGAAAUACCCUGGCAAGAUGGAUGGGCUCUUGCGGCACAAUUUUUAUGCCGCCUUCCCCCCAACCGUGUCGGGGAUCUCCCCGGUCCUGCCUCCCGCUGUGACUUUUGGCUCCCUGCAGGGGGCGUUCCAACCUAAGAGCACUAACCCUGACCUGCCAUCCCGGCUGGGGGCUGUCCCACCUACCUUGUCCCAGAAAGGCACUCAGCUCACCGAUCCCUUCAGGCCAACGCUAAGAAAGCCCGGGAAGUGGUGCGCCAUGCACGUCCGUGUAGCAUAUAUGAUCCUGCGGCACCAGGAGAAGAUGAAGGUAGGGUGGGCUUGCGCCGCCUCCCCCCUCCGCCUGCGUUCAGUGAUGGGGUGUGGCGCAGCUCCUGCUGGUAGCCGCCAGAGGGUCGCUGCAAGCAACGGGAGAAGCCUCUCCCAUUCUGCUCUUCUGAUGUCUGUGCUGGACCCUGGAUGCAAGGCAGGGUCUCUGGUGCAGGGCGACCCCCAGAAAUUGGACUUCCGGAACGACCUUCUCACCGGUUUGCCUGGGACGGGAGCCUUUGGCAGCCUGCCUCACAGCCAGGAGCUGGCACGCCCAGCCACUCUCUUCACAGCCUCAGGUGCCAUCCACCACCCAGGCAGUGGCACAUCAUAUGGUCCUGCCGGCACCCCUCAUGGCUCCUUCCUCAGCCCCAGUCCCCACAUUGGUAAGAGCUGGCGCACCAGAAUGCCAGGGCCGGUGGGGCAGGACCCAGCAUCUUCCAUACGAUUGCUCACUCCUCUGCUCGCCUCUUUUCCAGAUCCCUUUGGCAGGCCCCCCAGUUUUGCCUCCCUCGGGGCACUCUCCAAUGGAGCUUUUGGGGGCCUGGGAAACCCAUCUUUCAACUCGAGUGCUGUCUUUGGGCAGAAGGACAGUCCCGGAGCUCCAGCCUUCCCUAGCCCCCAUGAGGCAUGGAACCGCUUACACCGCACACCCCCUUCCUUUCCCACCGCCCCAGCCUGGCCCAAAGGUGGGGCUGGAGAUGGGGCUGAGCGUGGAGGAACCCAGCACGAGAAGGAGAGCGAGAAGCCAGAAGGGCCAGUGAUCAAGGAUGAAAAGGACAGAGAUGCCCUCUUCUCGCGCCAUCCACUGCGUGCCUCUCCAGCUACUCCCACCCCAAAGAACCUACAGUUGGCUCACGAGGAGCCCCCCGGCCGGUCACACAUCCCAGCAGAGCGUGAGCAUCGCUACGGAAGCCCGGCAGGUUCAGGCCAUGCCUCCCGCUCCCCUUACCCAGAGCUGCCUCUGAAGAAGGAAGUGAAGGUCAAGGAGGAGCCUGAGUUGACGGGCUUCGAGGGGGCGCUGCGCACGGGGCCUCCCUUCCACAGCACCCUGCAUGUUUCCCACCCCCUGGGGACGCUGGCUGUGUUUGAAAGACCUCAGGCCGGAACUGGUGGAAGCGUCUCCCCAUACUUGGUUGCUGCCCCGCCCUCAGCUGCCUCCUAUGCUGCGCUCGAAGCUUGGCGCGAGCCCUAUCACCGGGGGCUGGAGCUGCACCCGCUACAGCGCCUGCCCCGCUACCUGGAGACCCCGUCGCCUGCCGCCACUGCCGCCGAGGACUACGAACGGGCCCGGUUAUAUGGCCUGGCGCCCCCACCCCACCCCAGCCUCAUGGCCUAUCCCCGCCACCCAAACGGGCUGCUGGCAAAAGCCACCCCUGCUGCGGCUGCCGCUGCGGCUGCUGCCGCUGUGGGACUGCUGAGCGCCCCCCCGCCUCUCAUCCCUGCUUCGAAUGCUCGGCCCUGCUCCCCCCGCCGUGCUCCUGACAUCCGGGAACUGGCAGCCUACAAGGACCGGGACUCCAGAUAAUGGUGCUCUGGGACAUGUGUGCACCUGUAUCAAGCAGCUUCCCUCGUCUCCAGUGGACUGGUGGGGUCAGUGUGAGCCCUGGGCAGAGAAACCGAGCCCCCCACCCCCUUCCUGUCAGGCAGGGAAAAGAGUGCAGCCUCCUGCUGCCUUAACCUGAGGAGCACCUAGCCACCCCUCCCAGAAGGACUUUAGCCUCCUUCAGCUAUGAAUAGUUGGAACCUCUUCCAAGCUCAGGUUGGGGCUUAAGAGAUACGGGGUGUGAUGUCUCUGUUUUAGGGGUGUUUGUGGCGGAGGGAGGGCAGGAGUCGAGGAGCUGGUGUGCCCUCAGUUUGGGGUCCCGGUUUCUUCCCAGAUCCCUCUUCCUAAGAGGUUUUGUGUCUGCUUCCAGUAUUCCUGCUGGGCUGAAAUGGCUCUGGGGUGUGUUCUUCUCCCUCAAUGGACUGAAGGGAAAGCUGCUUUCAGGGGAAGGGGGAGGGCUGUAUCUUGGGGCACCUCCCCCUGCCAGGCAGUGUAAAUAUUUAUAUAUUCUGCCCCAAGCAGGUGGGGGAAAAGGUUUUUUUGUACAUUUAUAAAAGGUUUGAGAUUGUGAUUUUAAAAGUGACUUCUCCCUCUUCUCCUGUCCUCCCCCCACAACUCCCCUUGUUUUUACUGUACUGCUCUUUUCUAUACCUGUAUCCGCACCCUCUCCACCUCCUGGUCCCUUUCCUCCUUCUGUAAUUGAUUGGAAAGGUGCAGUGAGGAGGGUGCAAUGCACUUGUCCAGUGCCCCUUUUCUUCCCCAGGUUGGUUAAUUAAACCCCAAACUGGUGCUUCUGGA
Messenger RNA from Lacerta agilis (Sand lizard), 6179 nucleotides. RefSeq names its product fibrosin (gene FBRS). The record is from RefSeq and is a predicted model, not a curated record. NCBI's taxonomy places the organism in Eukaryota, Metazoa, Chordata, Lepidosauria, Squamata, Lacertidae. Bases 1995 to 5363 code for a protein of 1122 amino acids. The transcript has 17 exons.